AUGUGCGAAGGAGACGAUGCAAGAGAACGACUGACGACCUCUGACGCUUCUGAUAAAAAAAAUCGAAGUACCGCUCCACCCAAUCUCCGUCUGCCUCCAUCACCCCUUCCUAAAACCCUGGCUGAGCUGGCCGAUAAUAAAAGCCGGUCAUCUUCUACUGGCGAUCUUGUGGACUCGACGUGCUCCAAGCCCGCUUCGCCAAACAUCGGAAAACCUCCAACUUUCGAAAAGAAGCCCACCACCACCACCGCCAAACUCCCGCCAGCCGGCGACGAUGACUACGACGACUUUGCUGUGGCCGAGGAGUCACUUAUGCACCAGCAGAAGAGGCCCCUGCAGAUUCCCUCGUCUGCAGGCGCCAGUAUUUCUGUCGUCGGUGGUGACUACGCGAACCAGGACCAACUUGAAGCUGCUCGCAAGCAAGCCGAGGCAGGAGUCUUCGUGGAGGCCCGAAGCACACGCGAGUCGGUCGGUUCUGAUUACGAGGAGCCAAUUAUCCCUCCACAGCGAACCGCUAUUCCUGCUCAACAACUCACACUCGAAGACUUCCGCUUCGUAGCGGUCCUCGGUCGUGGUCAUUUCGGCAAGGUGUUGUUGGCAGAGUCUCGCAAAACAAAGAAGUACUAUGCCCUGAAGACCCUGAAGAAGGCUGAAAUUCUCUUCCGCAACGAAAUCGACAGUCUCACCUCCGAAAAGCGAAUUUUCCAGACCAUCACCGAGGCUCGACAUCCCUUCCUUGUCAACCUCGUGGCGUGUUUUCAGUCUCCGGAACAUGUGGUGUUUGUGAUGGACUAUGCUCCCGGUGGCGAUCUGAUGUUGCACAUUCAGGAGAGCGUCUUCAGUGAAUACCGGGCUGCCUUCUACGCGGGCUGCGUUGUCCUCGGCCUGGAAUUCCUCCACUCCAAGCAAAUCAUCUACAGGGAUCUAAAGUUGGAUAACCUGCUCAUGGACACGGAGGGCUACGUGAAGCUGGCUGACUUCGGUCUCUGCAAGGAGGGCAUGGGACCUGAAGACAAGACUUCAACGUUCUGUGGCACUCCCGAAUUUCUGGCACCCGAAGUUCUCACCGAACCCUCCUACACCCGGGCCGUCGAUUGGUGGGGUCUGGGGGUUCUUAUCUACGAAAUGCUUGUUGGUGAGUGUCCUUUCCCUGGCAACUCUGAGGACGAGAUUUUCGAGAGCAUCACCAACCGCGAUGUGAGGUAUCCGGUUCGACUGGGAAUGGAGGCCACUCUGAUCAUGCGACGUCUUUUGCGACGGAAUGUCGCGCUUCGUCUCGGCGCCUCAGCCAAGGACGCCGCCGAAGUGAAGGAGCAGCUGUUCUUCAAGUGCAUAAACUUCGAGGACCUCCUCCAACGCAAAGUCAAGCCUCCUUUUGUCCCGAAAAUCUCGGCUGCAGAGGACGUGUCCAACUUUGACGAGGAGUUCACCCGGGAGCGUCCCUGCCUCACGCCUGCACGCGAUAGGUCGCCUCUCUCGAGCAGAGACCAGAGCUUCUUCGGCGGCUUCGAUUACUUCCCUGACGUCUGUUUCCCCACAAUGGUUGUGAAUGCGGUCUCAACGCCCCAAAUGGUCGAACCCUCGUUGCUGCUCUCCUUGCUCAAAUCGCAGACCGCCUUUUGGCACCCCUCCCCACACCCACUGUUCCCCCGUCCUAUUUUUAUACCCGUUUCUAUUGCGAACCAUGGUGAGGCGACCCCGCAUACCCCCGUCUCCCCUCGUUUCCAGACUUAG
Messenger RNA from Mesocestoides corti, 1734 nucleotides. NCBI's taxonomy places the organism in Eukaryota, Metazoa, Platyhelminthes, Cestoda, Cyclophyllidea, Mesocestoididae. The record is from the annotation of a GenBank genome assembly.